Messenger RNA from Oppiella nova, 291 nucleotides. NCBI's taxonomy places the organism in Eukaryota, Metazoa, Arthropoda, Arachnida, Sarcoptiformes, Oppiidae. The record is from the annotation of a GenBank genome assembly.
AUGCCCACUGUAUACCCUGGGUAUAAAGUGAAAGGCAUAAUCCGCCAGUACGCCCACCUAAUCGUAAACCUUGAACGCCAGACCCCAUCAGGCUUUCCAAAUGAUAUCAAAUCGGUAUACCUUGAGAUAACACUACUCGACAACCUGUCCCUCAGAUUGUGGUUCGCAGACUCUACUAAUAAUACCAUAAAUAAGCGAUACGAACCACCCAUACCUCAAAUAAAUCUACCGGACUUUCCCGCCGUUUAUGACCCGGUUUAUAUUGUCGAUGCCACCCUUGAAGUUAAAUAA